AUGUACACCUCCGAGGCCCAGCAGCAAAAGCUAGCUGCCCCUCCUUCCCCUUCAGCAGCAGCAGCAGCAGCAACAGCAGCAGCAGCAGCAGCAGCAACAGCAGCAGCAGCAGCAGCAGCAACAGCAGCAGCAGCAGCAGCAGCAGCAGUGGCGUCUGCUCCCCUGCAGCGCCUCUUUCGUCCGGGGGGCCCCCAAGGACCCCCCCAGCCGAGGGGCCCCGGGGGGCCCCCCGAGGGGCCCCCCUGGGGGCCCCUGGGGCCCCAGGGGCCCCUAGCCAGGGGCCCCUUAAGGGGGCAUUUGGGGUGUAUGCUGAGCUCUGGGGUGUCUCUACAGCUCAGCCGGGGGGCCCCCCGCUGCUGCCUCUCCCACAGAAGGCCAUGGGGGCCCCAAAGGGGGGCCCCCAGGGGCCCCCCAGAGGGUCUGGAGGGGGCCCCUUGGGGCCCCCCACAGGGUCUGGAGGGGGCCCCUUGGGGCCCCCCAGAGACCACCUGGAGGCCCCCCGUGAAAUGCCCUUUACGAGCCACCUUAGGGGCCCCCUUGGGGGCCCCCUUGGGGCCCCCCUUAGGGGCCUCUUUGGGGGCCCCUUUAGGGGCCCCCCUGGGGGGCCCCCUAGGGGCCCCCCUGGGGGCCCCUUGGGGGCCCCCUGCAGCUCGGACACUUUCAUCUUUGGUGGAGAGGGAGAAGGAGACCAACGCAGCGCCAUUUCAGGCGCCGAGGACGCUGGCAGAGGCUGAAGCUCUUGCGCUUCGCGCCCAGACUGAGCAGGGACUGACCCUCCCCGUGCUGCCGUGGCUUUUCUUCGGGUGUCUGCUGGCAACGCCAAUGGUUCUCGCGAAGUACCACUGCAAGAAGCUGAAGGAGCGGCAGCAGAACUCCGCUGCUUUGUCUCGGGAGCUGCAGCAGCAGCUGCUGGUGCCGCCGCUGCUGCUGCUGCAGUUUAACUCCAUUAAAGAGUUAAUAGAACAGCCUUUUGAAGUGCUGCUGCUGCUGCUGAAUUCUGCUGCUUUCGGGGCCUCCACUGCUGCCUGCCUCUUCGCCGAAGUAGCGGCCCUCCUCGCGACCCACGGCAUAGACCUACCAAUAGCCAUAUGCGACCUGAACGAAGGGGCCUCUUCUAAUGCAAACCCUGGGGGCCCCCCCUCUCAAGAAACCCCACAAAAGGGGGCCCCACAGGGGGCCCCCACAGGCACGGGGGCCCCCAGUGGGGCCCCCGUAGGCAUGGGGGCCCCCAGUGGGGCCCCCGCAGGCAUGGGGGCCCCCAGUGGGGCCCCCGUAGGCAUGGGGGCCCCCUGUGGGGCCCCCCAAAGCCUGCAGGAGCGUUUGUUUCCUGCUGCUGCUGCACCUUAUUUGUUUUUGCUGCUGCCUGAGGGUUUGGGGGGAGAGCCUGCAGCAGGAGAGUUGGAAGAUCUUGAAAAUGAAAAGUUAAUUAAAUUAAUUUUGAAAAAAGCAGCAGCAGCUCGCGUGCUGCAGCAUGCUGCUGCUGUGAGGCCCGCUGCAGCAGCGCUUCUGGAGCAGGCGCAGGCAAUCGACGAAGCAGCAGCAGAUCUUCUACGCUGCGAAUUCGCGGAAACAUUUGUUGAUGAAUUCGCCCACUCAAAAGUCAACUCAAACACAGGGCCCCAGCCCCAGGGGCCCCCCCCUAGGGGCCCCUCUGGGGCCCCCUCUGGGGCCCCCCUUGCUGGGGGCCCCCCUGGGGGGCCCCCUGGGGGCCCCCCUGGGGGCCCCCCUGGGGGGCCCCCUGGGAGCGGCUCUGUGGGGAGCUGUGAGGGCCAACCGAAAGGGUCUUCUGGGGGCCCCCCUGGGGCCCCCCACGUAGAUGGUCUGGGGGGCCCCCCUGGGGGCCCCCUGAAGGUAAUGCGGCUGGCUGAGGCUUUGACAGCUUGCAGGGAGAGAAGGAGACAGAAAUAUUCCACUGUUAUCGUUUAG
Eimeria necatrix is the source of this 1926-nucleotide messenger RNA. RefSeq lists its product as hypothetical. The coding region runs from base 1 to 1926 and encodes 641 amino acids. Gene Ontology annotation, molecular function: ice binding. NCBI's taxonomy places the organism in Eukaryota, Apicomplexa, Conoidasida, Eucoccidiorida, Eimeriidae. The record is from RefSeq and is a predicted model, not a curated record. The transcript has 6 exons.